Schizophyllum commune H4-8 is the source of this 3933-nucleotide messenger RNA. RefSeq lists its product as uncharacterized. Gene Ontology annotation, cellular component: cytoplasm. Gene Ontology annotation, molecular function: ATP binding; protein serine/threonine kinase activity. NCBI's taxonomy places the organism in Eukaryota, Fungi, Basidiomycota, Agaricomycetes, Agaricales, Schizophyllaceae. The record is from RefSeq and is a predicted model, not a curated record. The coding region runs from base 82 to 3933 and encodes 1283 amino acids. Gene Ontology annotation, biological process: peptidyl-threonine phosphorylation; actin filament organization; actin cortical patch assembly. The transcript has 6 exons.
GUCGUCGCGCUCGAGCAACCUUCCUCCGCGCCCCCAUCUCCGCCGUUGCUGCCGCUCUUAGCCAGCACAGCGCCGCGCGCAAUGCAGGCGCACCAGAUGUAUGCCCAUGGCCAGUCGAACAAGGGCACUCUCGUCCCCGGCCAGUCCAUCGCCGUCAACAAGUACACCGUCCAGGUCGAGCGCUAUCUCUCACAAGGUGGCUUCGCGCACGUCUAUCUCGUCCGCACCGCGACACCCGUCUACGGCACCACCCACCAUGUUCUCAAGCGCAUCGCGGUCGCCAACGAUGCCAUGCUCACGGAGGUCAAGCAGGAGGUCGACAUCAUGCGAUUGCUCAGGGGACACCCCAACAUCGUGCACCUUAUUGAUGCCGCCUGGCACAAGCUCCCCAACGCAACAUACGAAGUCUUCAUCCUCAUGGAGUUUUGCCCAGGUGGAGGAAUCAUCGACAUGAUGAACCGCCGGCUUCGCGAACGUCUCACAGAAGCCGAGAUCCUGCAGAUAUUCGUCGACGUCUGCGAGGGCGUCGCCUACAUGCACAACUCCCGUCCGCCCCUCCUCCACCGCGAUCUCAAGGUCGAGAACAUCCUGCAGUCCAGCCCCACCUCCUUCAAGCUCUGCGACUUUGGCUCAGCAGCGACCGUGCGCCGGCCGCCCACCACGAUGCAGGAGAUUCGUGCAGUCGAGGCGGAUCUCAACCGGCAUACCACCCUCCAGUACCGCGCGCCAGAGAUGGUUGAUCCUUACCAGCGCCGUCCGAUCGACGAGAAGAGUGAUGUGUGGGCACUUGGGGUUCUGCUCUACAAGUUGUGCUACUAUACAACCCCAUUCGAAGAGCACGGCCCACUAGCCAUUCUGAACGUGCAAUAUCGGAUACCGCCCUACCCCGUCUAUUCAGCCAACAUGAACGCAUUGAUUGCGUCGAUGCUGCGGGAACAUGGCACUCAGCGACCCUCUGUGUUCGAGGUACUCAACCGCGUGCAUGCCCUCCGAGGGACGAAAUCGCCGUACAACUAUGUCAUUCCCGCCACGCAGCCCCUCUCCCCUAGCGCCUCCCGCAUUGUCUCCCCGCUUGACAACACGAUCUCCUACCGCUCCUCUUCGCAAGCCAAGGCCGCUAUCUCAAGCUCUCCUACCAAGAACCCAGGCGUACAAGCUCGUGACAAGGUACUUGAGGCCAUCGCGCCGAUGCGAAGAGGUCGGCCCGCCGGUCACGAGCGCUCAAAGUCUAAAUCCAAGUCGCGCCCAACGACACCGAGCAAGGAGCAGGCUAACUGGCUGGACGGAGACUUCAAUGCGGCGGAGGAGAAGGCGUGGCAAGCUGUUUCGUCGCAGGCCGGUACGCCAGCGAAGAAGCCCUCGUCAGAGGAUGCCUGGGCCGUACAUGCCAACGCACCAGCCGCGGCACCGCAGGCUAACAAGACACCCGGCUUCGGCGACGACUUUGCGGAGAAGCUUUGGGACUCAUUCGAUCCUAAGGCGAAGCAGCAAGCCGCAAACCUCGGCGCGUCUAACGGCCCGUCGAUGCCCUCCUCGCUGGCACCUAAGGCGACCAUUACCCCGCGCGCUCCCAGUUUUGGGGCGGCGAAUCUGCGGCGUGCGCCCACGGUGUCGACGCGGCCGAAGGGGGACGCGUUCGAGGGAUUGGGGAUCGCCUCCUCGAACAGGGAGCCGGCGCCAACCUUGGGGGAGGCGAGAAAGCUGCGCACAGGGCUGGCGUACAUGAGCUCAAGCGCGACGCCAUCGAGAGACACUGGCGCAUCCCAAUCUUGGCAGCAGCAGCAGUCCGACUCCCGCUCGCCUGUACCUUCGCCAAAUCUGCGGCCUGUCAAUGCGGGUGGUUGGAGGCCCUCGCCGUCACCCAGUGCACAAGGCGAUGGCGACGCGGAGACGCGCUUCCCGUCGCUGGAGGAGCUGGACAAGACGUUCGGGUCGCCGGGAUCGGAGCACCCGCCAUCGAGCUCGUAUCAAUCAUCUCAUAUGCAGGCAUUGAGCUCGCAGUAUCAGUCCGCCAAUGCACAUCACCAGCCUUCAAGCUCGCCGGGAAAUGUCAGGCUACCGCCUCUGGCCAGCAGCCAACCCAACCUCGAGAUGCAGAGACCGUCGAGCUCGCGCACGGGUACCUCGUCCUUCCUUCGUCCCAGCGGCACGCCUAUGGGCAACAACGGUGUCAAAUCUGCGCACGUCACUGGCGUCGCAAUGCGCGACCACGACGCGCGUGGGGGUUCGGGCGACUCGAUGUUCGGCAACGCGCGCAUGUCGCGUAUGCCUCUCAAGGAGUCCCCCACCUCACCGACGCGUCCGCCCCUUACACGCAAGCACCGCAGCUCAGUGUCGAUCAAGCACUCUCCGCAGCCCAGUGCGGACGACUACAGCCCGUCGGACAACCCGCCGAAACUCCCUCCGCGCCGGCAGCAGCCGAUGCAGCAGACGGACUGGCUCACGGGCGAUGACGAAGCAGUCGAGCGCCUGCCCUCGAACCCAACGGCGGCGAGUUCGAGCCCGAUCCCCAUCCCGGCGAACAAGAACGCGGACGCGCCGCGCCCCGUAGUGCGCGAGUCGCCGAGCAAGCGCGCCAGCGUGAUGUACAUGCACGUCAAGCAGCCGUCCCAGGGUGAGCAGGGACUGAUCCCUGAGCCUGCACCUGCGCCCAGUCCAACCCCGAGUCCUGCGCCAGGCAUCGAGGCUACACCGUCGACGGCGUCGGCGUACAGGGAGCGGGCGGAGCGCAUGUUCCCUGCGCUGGACAUCGAUACAAAGCCUGUAGUGGCAUCGCCGCAGCCGACGGGCACGACGCAGAGUAGAGAGGAGCCGCCGUCGAGCGCGGAUGAGGAUGGGCCAGAGGACGCUGGUGGUUUCCAACCGAUGAGGAAGUCGAACGAGACGCCGAAGGCGAGACAUAAGGCGCGACAAAGCUCGGUACACGAUCUUGUGGAUCUAUGGGGUGGAGGGCUGACGUCGAAAGAGAAGGAGCAGCAACAGCAACAGCAGCAGCAACGGCCUGCAUCGUCUGCCGCGCAGAAGCGAAGGUCGGCGAUGCCCUCGCUGUCAGGGGUGCCAUCCGCGUCUGCGUCGCCGGGACCGGACUCGCGAAGGCCACCAUCGCCGCGCAAGCAGCACAAGGAAUCGUCCUCGAUCACGAGCGCUAGGCAGCAGGCGGCCGCCGUACCACGAUCUCCUGGCCCAGCUUCCCCGAUGUCGGCCAGGACCAACUCGUCCUCCCGACCGCAGUCAAUGUUCCUUUUCCCCUCGCAGUCGCCCGAGAUGUCCUCGGGGAACAACAGCUUAGCUGCUCCCGAGGGGCAGAAGCCGCGCGCGGGCAUGCGGCGGACGUCCAUCUCCGAUAUGGUGCAAAAGUACGAGGCGAUUGGCGGCAAAGUCAGGCCUGUUGCCAGUCCUGCGCCUAUCAACACGUCGGCUGCGAGACCUUCAGGGCUGAGAGCACCAGAGCAGGGCGGUCUUCGACGAGACAGGUCGCCUACGAGUCCUUCGUUCUCUAUGGGCAACGGGAACCUGCCACUGCCGCAGGAUACGACGGGGAGGUUCACCCAUGCUUCCAGGUCUUCGUCACCGACGGGUUUGCCCUCCCGCUACUCGCCCGGCCCAUCCCCGACGUCGACUGGCAUGCCAAGGAGCUCGCCGUUUAUGCAGAAUCGCGAGCUCAAGCAGGAAACGGAGCUCCCAUACAAGCCGCGAGUGCGCAAGCCCUCAGCGACUCCAUCUGCUGGAGUUGCGAGGCCAGACCCGCCUUCGCGCAAGCAGUCAGAAGACUCGCCUGAGCCUUAUCAGGGCGUUGGAAAGCUCAUCCAGCAGUGGCAGCGGAAGCAGGAGGAAUCGGACCCUUCACGGGAUAACAAGCGGGGAGGCAAUGGGAGUGGCGGUUUGGUGGCAGGCCGGCGUGCCGCACUGGUUGGGGCAUCCGGUCGCGGAUGA